AUGUCGCCCUUCUAUCCGGUGUGGAUCACCCCGCUCCUGCUAAACACCACCGACGUCGGAACCACCAAUGUCCGCUACUACAGUCCCUACUUCCAGAAAAACUUCGAGAUUGGCGACACCCUAGAGGCACCUGACGCCAAGAUCUGUUACGCCAACGGAAGGUACCUAACACUAUGCAUGUCAAAGCAAAUCCUCAAAGUUGACCUUCUGACCGACGACUUCUACCGUCUCGCACCGAUUUCUCAGAGGUUCGAACAUAUCAUCUACAAUGGUAUGGGCAAGAUGUUCGGCAUCAGUACGCUUGCCGUCCAAGUGAUUGCUUGUUGCAUGCAAAACAGCGACGGGGUGUGGGAACAUUGGGAGUACUCCUACCCCGACAGGACAAAGUUCACGGCGUCACCAGGGUCCAACCCUGUGCUCCACCACGGCUUGAUCUAUCUACUAUUAGAAGACGGAAGAUUAGCCGUAUGCGACGAGCGCAGACACGAAGAAGGAUUUGAAAUUCUUGAGAAGCCACGGGGUUUCGGGUUUGUAUACGAAGACAGCUACUUGAUCGAGUCCGGCCAGGGCGAGCUGAUGGUCGUCCUCAUCGGCCGACGCGGGUCACCUGUCGACGUCUUCAAGCUCAAUGGACCCACGAUGGAGUGGGACAAGAUGGAGAGCCUAGAUGGCAGGGCUUUGUUUACGGGCACACUCACGACCAUAAUGAAGAAGACUACCAUCAAGUCAGAUGCAGAACAAGAUCUUCCUCCCAAGACUCUAUGA
Messenger RNA from Aegilops tauschii subsp. strangulata, 765 nucleotides. The record is from RefSeq and is a predicted model, not a curated record. Lineage: Eukaryota; Viridiplantae; Streptophyta; Magnoliopsida; Poales; Poaceae.